AUGCGAGUCAGUCUAAAUUUAAACCGUUACGUAUUUAAGGAAAUAAGACACUUAACACGUGGGAGAAGUGUUCAUGCCGUCAAUAAUGAAGUCCCACAAUGGCGAUACGAUCUUAUUUCUAAAUGGAGAAAUGAUGCUGCCGCGGCUUUGUUUGCGACCAGAUCAUGGUUUGCUUAUAUCGAGUCAUCUCGCAACUCUUACGCUGGAGACACCUCUCUCAGAAAUUCUUCUUAUUCUUACUGUCAAUUGUUCUAUGUUACGUAUAAAAUAGGAAAAACUUCUGUCGGCUCUUCUGGAGGUGUUAGGAAUGGCGCUGGUUUCGCAUUACCUCCUGUGCCAGGUAGACGUGGAGGCGCUCCACCAACACUACCAUCUCGAAAUGUCGGUAAACCACUUGCAACUGCUUUAGCCGCGCCCCCGCCCGCACUUCCAUCCCGAUUACAUUCCUCCGCAUCAACCAAGUCAAACAAGGAGGCCAUAGCAGAAAGUAUAGCCCGAUCAUUACCAUCAUCACGAUCUUCGAAUUCCUCUUCAACACCCCCGCUACCGGCGAGGAAUACCGCUCCACCGAUUGGGAAGAAACCGCCGCCGCCUCCUAUAUCGAAGAAGCCUCCGUUAACAUUGCCAAAAAAAACUUCUGUGGCGGGUAAGUUGCCGCCACCGCCACCAGCAAGACCAACGACGAGGACACAAUCUCCGCCACCUCCACCGCAGCGUCCUCGGACUGUAGUAGAAAGAACUAGGCCAAUUUCGAAUACGGGAAUAGGUAGUGAUGGUACGCGAACUCUUGGUAGGGUUGUGAGUACAAGAUCUGUGGCAAUUACAUCUCAAGAACCAUCAACGACAGAAGGCCGCUGGACUUUCCAUCCCUCUUCUGACUUUCCACCACCAUCCUCUUUCAACUCUUCAGUAAAGACAUAUCCAUCCGGAUCGUCUACUGGCACGACCGUGCCUUUAGAUCUGUCUUCUUUGUCACUUCAGGGAACGCCUCAAAGGGCUCCGCCUCCGCCACCACCGUUUGGUCUUAAGCCGGGGGGGAGACGAUGA
Molecule: messenger RNA, 1047 nt
Organism: Paraglomus occultum
Lineage: Eukaryota; Fungi; Glomeromycota; Glomeromycetes; Paraglomerales; Paraglomeraceae
Source: the annotation of a GenBank genome assembly